Messenger RNA from Volvox carteri f. nagariensis, 1181 nucleotides. RefSeq lists its product as uncharacterized. Lineage: Eukaryota; Viridiplantae; Chlorophyta; Chlorophyceae; Chlamydomonadales; Volvocaceae. Bases 1 to 438 code for a protein of 145 amino acids. The transcript is spliced from 2 exons. Gene Ontology annotation, cellular component: membrane; intracellular membrane-bounded organelle. Gene Ontology annotation, molecular function: heme binding. The record is from RefSeq and is a predicted model, not a curated record.
AUGGAACUUACACAGAUUCUAAUCAUAGCAGCCGUAGGUAUAGCUUUAGUAGCCUCCAUUAUAUUACGGCAAACUAGAAGUUAUGUAAAGCAGCUGGAGCAGCUGGACCCCAAAAAGAAGCAACCCCGCGAGUUUGGCAUCUACACCCUGGAGCAGGUUGCCAAACACAACAAGCGGGAUGAUGCCUGGAUCAUCGUCCAGCACAAGGAAACGAAGGAAUACCGCGUGUACGACAUCACAGAUUACGUGGACGAGCAUCCUGGCGGCGAAUCCAUUUUAAACAACAUUGGCGGUGACGCCACGGAGGGAUUCCACGGGCCGCAGCACCCGAUUACCACCUACGUGCUCGUGGAGGAGUACUGCAUCGGCAAGCUGGCUGAGGGGGAGAUGCCGUCCCCGCCCGGGGAACCCGGCGCAACGGGGGGCCAGAAACCGUAGGAAGCUGGCAGGGACAUAGAAAGCCACGGACUCUGACGGACACAUGAUGGGCAGUGGGGGGUCAUGGGUGAGCGACGAGGGACAAGGGAUAAGGAGGCAGGAUAACUAGACGUAGAAGAUCUUAAGAUUAUCUUAGAUUCUCUUUCGGCGUAUAGGACCUUAGGGUUUUAUGGAAGAAGCAACGGGCCUGGAUUCUAGCUGAGGCCGAGAGACCUCUAACCAAAAGGAGCCCCCAUGGCCUAAUGGAUAUUGAGCAUGACCAGGCAUAAUUUAGGCGAUGAUUCAAUUCCACUGCGGCUGUUGAUGUUGGUGAGGAGGAUAACGACGAUGACAGCGGAGGAGAACUUAUGCCAGUUCUGGUGAUCAGGCCCUCAGGUAGAGGGCCACACCGAUUAGACAAGUAUAUCCCGGACUGGCCUGCUCCGGAAGCUGGGCCAGCCGCAGGUCUUACACGAGUGCGGAUUUGGUUAAUAAAAGUACUGUUGGAGGUGUGACCUGUCGGUUAUUUCCGGGGCAGGGUGGAAGAAAGAUGUGAACAGCGUUCUGGCGUACUGCGUGCACUGGGAAUCGGCGUUGGGAGUUGGCGGUAAAUCACCCUUUACACCUUCGGGAAUGCCUUGCUAGUACGCUUCUGGAUCUAUCUCUAUUCGACCUCUAACUAGGGAAAAAAUGGCGGCUCCUCGUGAACAAGGGGGUAAGAAGUGAUGCGUCCCUUGCCCGGCGUGUAAGGUGAAGUACCUCGG